Molecule: messenger RNA, 3468 nt
Organism: Rhinolophus ferrumequinum (greater horseshoe bat)
Lineage: Eukaryota; Metazoa; Chordata; Mammalia; Chiroptera; Rhinolophidae
Product: proline-rich protein HaeIII subfamily 1
Exons: 3
Coding region: 548-1564 (338 amino acids)
Source: RefSeq, a predicted model, not a curated record
CGGGGGCGGGCAGGCAGGGCAGGGGAGGGCGGGCGGGAGGAGGGAGCAGCAGGGAGGUGUGGGGAGCUGAGCGGAGAGGGGGGCUGAUGGGGGGCGAGCGCAGCGCCACAGCCCCCACCCCUGCACGCACUCGCGCGCUCACGCACACACUCACUCUCUCCGCCUUACGGACCUCAGGCCAGCAGCGACAAGAGGCUCCCGCAAAAUGAAAUCAGUGCAGUGGCGGGGCCACGAUGCCCGAGCGCCGAGGUCGUGCGCGACAGGCGAGGAAAGGACGCAGGCGAGCUCCGCGCUUGUCGCCCAGGUCCCGCGCGCCCGCAGGUCCACCUGACCGCCGCGGGGGUGUUGGGGCGGCGGGUGGAGGCCGCGCGCCUUCUCCGCUGCGCUCUGGGUUGGCCGUUUCCUCCCCCGCCGCCCUGCUCUCGCCGCCUUGCGCGGCGGGUAUUGUUCCGCGCCGGAGCCGCGGUGUUUAGCCCUCCUCGUUCUCCGCGCUAGGCAUUGGCUGCGCCUGGCGUAGUAAACUUGCAGCGGCCACGAAUUCCCCCAGAUGAAGGAAGCUGCCGCGUCGCUCCCUCUUUCUUUAAGUUGUGCGGGAGGAGGAGGAAGAGGAGGGGGAGGAGACAGGCAGAGGGAGGGGAGGAGGGGGAGGCUGGGCCGUAAAACAAUAACAACAAUAAAAAAAGUGAUCGCUAGCUCCCUCGCUCCCUCCGGCCAGUCGGCCCGGGGCUCUGGACCCGGAGCCGGCGGUCGCACCCGCGAGGACCAAGCGGAUUCCGCGGUCCAAGCAAAAGUGAAGAGGCCAAGGCAGGUUUCCCCCUUUCGGCUAAGGAGGGCUGUGUUCGCUACCCCGCCUCUGUUUAUUUCAGUGGACGCCGCCGACGCCGCAGCCUUUUAUUUUUUAUUUUUUGUCUCCUCCUUUUCCUUUCCCCUCCUCCCUAGCCCCCGCGUCUCCCACCCCAGCCUUCCUUUCCUCCCUCUAGCUCCCAGCCGGGCCUCCCGGUCACACCGCCCCUUGAACGGUGGCUCCCGCCUCUCCCGCCCUCCGGGCGCCGCCAUUGGCUGCUGUGGCCCAGUCAAUCGGGCGCCCCCGCCCCGUGGCCCGUCCACCCCUCCUCUCCCGCGCCCCCGAAGCUCCCAGCCUCUCCUGCGGCGGCGGAUUGUGGCUGCUGGCCCAGCUUGCAAGCUUCCCGCUCUUCCCCCGCGCGCCCGGCCCUGCGGCUCCUCGUCCCGGCCCGCCGCGGAGCUCCCCAGAGCCAGGCGACAGGCCGGGCCGCGGGGUUACAGCGCCCUUAGCCGGGCGGGGAGGGGACGGCACCCUACGCUCGCUCCCUUCAGCAGAGGCCACCGACACCUCGCGGAUCCGAGCCUCUCCCGGCGGGCACCGAAAGCGGGUACCCCUAGCCGCUCGAGAAUGUGGCUAGUAUCCAGCCGCGGAGCGGGAGGACCUGCGCGCCGGUACACUACAGGUCCCGGGCCCCGUGGGGAGCGCGCCGCCUCUCGGGAUCGGUUUGCACGCUCCCUAUCGCUCUCCUACCCACUUAGUAAACUUGCUCUGUGGUCUUGAAAACACAGGUGCAGGAUGGUGGGCCUAGAUAAAACCAGACAUUUCCUUUCCUCCGACUCUCUGGACACUCACCCAGACACCGCCCCACUCCCCGGCGGUGGCCCCCACCCGCCGCUCGGCGCACUCUACUUCCCCCGCGGCUCGCGUCCUGCUCCGAUUACAACAGUAAACACUGGACAGCGGGCCCCCGUGAGGGAGGGGUUGUUUGGAAGUCGUUUAAAGACAGUGUCACCCUCAGGGUAGAUGCCCAGAAGCCCGGGCCGCUGCCAUGGUGGGGUGGGAAGUGUGGGGAUGCCCGAGGCGCGCGGCCAAGAAGGAAAUGGGGGAGAGAGCAAGAAAGCAAGGGGGAAAAAAUCCUGCAAAGGUUUUCAGAGUCAUUGCCUCAAAAGUUUCUGCAAGGGCCCUCUGUGGCAGAGUCAGAUCCGCGGGACCCACAACUGUCACCAUCCAGCAAACAUGUUCCCCUCUUCGUAAGUUUUCCAAAAUUGUUCUUUGGAGAUCUCACGGGACCUGCGCCAAGGCUGGCCAGAGUGGGUUCUUGGGCUGUAUGUGGAUAUCCUUGUAAGGUGGGCCCCUAGGCGCCCGGGGUUGGCGUCCAUUUCCCGGCAAGUGGAGAGAAUGGCAGUACGACAGAGAAUUCGGGUUGUCUUCAAACCACAGAAAAUCCCAUCAAACACCUGGGCACUUAUUCACUGAGCACUUCAUUUAGUUUGUGGGCCUCUGUGAACGGUUGACUGAGUUCUUUUGUAGUAUGAUGAGUAUUUUGUGUGUACAUAUACAUAAAAAAAACAACAACGUGUAUGUACAGGCAAUACACUCACAUAGGUAUAUCUUGCUGGCCAGGAGAAGCCAAAAACAAACAAGCAAACAAAACCAGCCUUUAAACUGGAAAGCAGAAACACACAGUAACUAUACCACUCAAACUUUUAAUUUUCCUCUUAAGGAAAGAGAUAGAAAUGGGGGAAGAGAUGGGAGAAGCAAACGUGGAAUCAGUUGUCUAUAUACACCAGACCAAAAAAAAAAAAAAAAAAGGAUUUCUCCGGAUUUCAGCACCAUCCUCUGUAUCACAGACUUAUAAAUUCAAGGAGCUCAUCAACAGGAUAUUAAGUUGCAGGUCACCUUUGAUUCAGCCCUCUCAGCCACUCCUGGGCUGGGCGACCCUGACCCAUGAAAGACCACAUGUGUGGUGGAGGAGCCCCCUCCAUAAAACCCACCUAGAACAAAAGUUCUUUGUCAGAGCUUUAGAGAUGUGUAAUGUAAAAGAAGGGGAAAUCUGUAAUAUAAAAGAAGGGGAAAUCGUGAAAAUCUCAGCCAAUGUUGUAACCUUUAAAUGCCAUUUUUAAGAAGGGGGAGGUGACUGGAGGUGGGAAGGUAUCAUAGGACAAGGCCCUCUCCUGUCGGCGAAAAGAACUUCUUCCUACAGUUAAAAUUUACUAUUCUGUAACUGGGCUUAUAAAAUGUCUCUAUAUAAAAUAUAUGCUCACCAGCAGUUUAGUGAUAGGGAUGCAGGUGUUUGUGUAUUUGUCAUGAGGGAUUCAAAAAAAUAGAUACUAACAUUUAUAGGUGACAGUGGUUGUGGUUUUGCAAAAGGAAGAAACUCCUUACUUUGUCUCCUCUUUCCUGAUGGGAGUGUGUCUACUACUGCAAAACAAAACAAAACAAAUCGAAAAACAGGAAGCACUAGCUUACGUGAAUAUGUUUAAUUAUUUUUGAGGACCAUUAUCCUUUGGGCUCCCAGGCGAACUACAUCCAAAGAAGUUGAAUACCAGUGACAGGCAAGCAGCUUUCCAAUAAACUGCAGUAUUAUUGCAAUAGACUUUGUAAUACAAUUUAUGCUGUCAUUCAUAAAUAACAAUGCCAUAUGUCAACCAUAUUGCUUACACAAGUAAAUCCGUCAACGUGUC